This is a messenger RNA of Planococcus citri (citrus mealybug), 2025 nucleotides long. RefSeq names its product maltase A2-like. Gene Ontology annotation, biological process: carbohydrate metabolic process. Bases 150 to 1844 code for a protein of 564 amino acids. The record is from RefSeq and is a predicted model, not a curated record. Lineage: Eukaryota; Metazoa; Arthropoda; Insecta; Hemiptera; Pseudococcidae. The transcript is spliced from 8 exons.
CUAGCCACGAAGGACGUCAAAUUACGAGUUGCCAGAGUGAAUUUUUUUUACAAAUAUUUCCAAUUCAUUCGCGAAUUUUUUCAAUACUUUACACAAUUUGAAACUAUUUAUCAUUUUAAUUAUUCGCGAAAUUACCUACAUCUCAAAACAUGAAUUUCCUCAGCAUUUUAAUUUCAUCAAUUUUCGUAUCGGGUGCUUUUGCUUUCGAUAAAGAUUGGUGGAAACACGCCAGCAUUUACCAAAUAUACACGAGAUCAUUCAAAGAUAGCGAUGGUGAUGGAAUAGGAGACAUCAAUGGCAUAAUUUCUAAGCUGGAUUACCUGGUUGAUAUUGGAGUGGACACGCUGUACUUGAAUCCAUUUUACCCUUCCGCAAUGGCUGAUGGUGGUUACGAUAUAACAGAUUAUAAAGGAAUAGAUCCGGUGUAUGGGACGAUGGAAGAUUUUGAAAAGCUGAUUAAAGAACUGAAAUCUCGAGAUUUAUACCUUGUAACAGACCUAGUAAUCAAUCACAGCAGUGACAAGCACGAAUGGUUUGAAAAAUCCGUUAAUAAAAUCAGCCCCUACACCGAUUACUAUGUUUGGGCUGAUCCAAAAGGAUAUGAUCAAAAUGGCAAUCCUUUUCCACCAAAUAACUGGUUCAAUCUGUUCAAUUUAUUCAAAAGUGGCACAGCUUGGCAAUGGAACGAGAAAAGGAAACAGUUCUAUCUACACCAAUGUAUGGUUGAGCAACCGGAUUUGAACUUGAGAAAUAAAGCAGUUAAGGAUGAAAUAAAGGACAUCAUGAAAUUCUGGCUCGAUAAAGGCGUAGCAGGAUUCCGAGUAGACGCACCAAUGUUGUUCUUGGAAGACGAACUACUUCGAGAUAAUCCACCAGUCAGUGAUGAUAGAAAUGUUUUCAAUAUUUUCAGCGAAUGCGAAAACACUCUCAAUCAUCCGGACACAUACAGAUUUUUGAACGAGUUGAAUGUAUUCUUGCGAGACUACGAUCGAAAGAGUGGGAAAUCAAUUCAAACGCCACUGAUAGGAGAAACGUACGGAGAUAUCCAAACAGUGAUCAAGUAUUUUGGGACGAGGCGUUUUCCAGCAUUCCAUUUACCUUUGAAUUUUCUCAUCACUUCGAUGACUAGUUAUCUAAACGCUCGGGAACUUCACGAUUUACUUCAAACUUGGCUGAAUCAAGUUCCUAAAGGCAUGGCAUCAAGCUGGGCUCUUGGUAAUCACGAUCAAGGUAGAAUUUCAUAUAGAUUGAACGCAGAAUAUAAUUACAUCAUGUUAGCAUUAGUCACGAUGCUUCCUGGAACUUGUCAAGUAUACUAUGGAGAAGAAUUGAACAUGGGACAAAAUAAUAUGGUACGAGAAAAAAAUCGAUUCAAUAGGAACUUUCAUCGAACACCUAUGCAGUGGGAUGAUACCAGAAAUGCAGGUUUCUCUACUGGCGAAAAAACAUGGUUACCAGUAAAUCCAAAUUAUUGGAACAUCAACGUUCAAAGUCAAAAAACUCACCAAAACAGCAGUUUAAAUUAUUUCAAGGAUCUAAUGGCCAUUAGGAGAACAGAACCCAUAAAAUAUGGCGAUUUAAAAUUUCAUAUUGCGUCAGAUUGGGUGCUGGCCUUUUCUAGAACCUUCAAACAAACCAGUUACAUUAUUAUAAUGAAUUUGGGAACUGAAACUCAGCCCAUAGAUUGGCUCACUGAGAUAGAUUACAUUCCAGCAAGUUUGACUGUGGUGGCUUCCAGCUCAAACUCAGGCUACAAAAAGGGAUUCAAGAUGGAAAUUUCACCCAACUAUCCAUCAUCAUCAGUCCUGCGACCAAAUUCUGUCAUUAUAUUGAGUUCCAAGUAAAUUAUUCGGAUGGAAAUGAUUUAGUAAUUUGAAAAAAACAGUUUUCAAGUCGAAAUGGCAGUAAUCUGUGGUGAUGGCGCAAGAAAUGAAAAGAGAGGCUGGGAUGUCUCCGCCGAAGCACAGAUUUCAAAUGUACAGAGCUGCAAGCUGCUCUUAUAAAAGCUUCCAAUAAAAAGUUAUU